Gracilinanus agilis (Agile Gracile Mouse Opossum) is the source of this 1416-nucleotide messenger RNA. Its product is annotated as Golgi-associated olfactory signaling regulator-like. Bases 1 to 1278 code for a protein of 425 amino acids. The transcript is spliced from 3 exons. The record is from RefSeq and is a predicted model, not a curated record. Lineage: Eukaryota; Metazoa; Chordata; Mammalia; Didelphimorphia; Didelphidae.
AUGAGAUCGCUGUGGUUCUUCUCCGUCUUCCUUCUCCUCCGCCUGGGCUCCCCAGGUUCCGAGGCAGCCCCCUCAGCCCCGCCGCCUACGGAGCCCUCGAAGACGUACAACGCCGAGGGUGGAGUAGUCCCUGGAGCGCCCUCCGCCUCAGAGACCUCAACCCCUACCCCUAAGCAGUCGGGGUCGCCGGAAACCCCUCGCUCCAUCCCCCCCCAAACUUCCCGGGCCGAAUCGCCCGAAAGCCCUGACCCUGCUCCCCCGGGGAGUGCACGGCCAGAAUCCCCGAAGGCCUCGGGCUCCACCCCAACGGCAACUUCCCAGGCAGGAUCCCCCGAAAGCCCGAGCCCCAGACCGUCCGGGACUCCGGACUCCUCCGCCGUCCGCCCAGAAUCCCCUGCCAGUCCCAGUCCCGGCCUCUCCGGGGCCUCCGACCUUCCCGCGCAAACUUCCUCCCCAGAACCUCCCGGCAGCCAGCGGUAUGAGCCCGCCGAGACAGCCGUCCCAGCUCCUGAAACUCCCAGUUCGGAGCCCCCAGGACUUGGGCAGGCCGAAUCUCCCGAGGCGCUUAGCCUUCUGCCCCCGGAAUCCUCCCCUGGUCCUCGGUCCUCCGCUUCCGAAACAGCCCGCGCCGCCCCCAGCCUGGCCCCUCCCGAGCCGUCCCAAAUGGGAUCACUUGCUGCCCCGAGCCUGGGCUCCCCAGGAAGCCCUUCCUUAGAGUCUGGGUCCCCCGAGACUCCGGCCCAAGAAUCGGGGUCGUCAGAUCCCCGACCGCCUGCAGCCGCGCGGCUUCUGGAGCCCCCCGCUGCCCCGGAGCCCCCGGCUCGGCUCAGGCCUCUCCCGCGGCGCCGCGGGAGCGACACCGUGAACACCAUCAUCGUAGUGGAGAGAGUGCAGGAGACUGGUGUGACCCUGGUGGGCCGGCCGCGAGGAGCCACGGGCGGGGCUCUGUGCCUCUUCCUGGCCGGGGCCGGGCUCCUGCUGGGAGUUUUCCUGCUCCUUUGGUGUCUAUACCGCCGGGCUGCACGGUCUAGACCCUUCGGACACCACCGGCUGCCGGACGACGGCGAUGAACUAGCUCUCCACCUGGACGCCCCGAAGGAUCCCUACGACCUCCACUUCUACGCCCCGGACGCGUGGGUGCCCUCCCACAUCGCCACGAAGCAGCCACCCGGCACGCCCCCUCUGCCUCCCAAGCUGCCCCCGCCCCCCGGCCGGGCCUCUUCGCCGCCGCGCCUGGAGCCGCUCUCCCCAGCGGCUCUGCCCAACAACUUCGUGUGAGCCCGAGCCUAGCCGCCCGCGGGGCCCAGCAUGCUUUGCGCUUGUAGUCCUGACGUUAGGGGGCGGGGUGGGACGGGGAGGUUUAGGGUGCUUUGGCUUCCGUUCCUGGGGACCCCCCUGAUUCCGAAUUAAAAAGGA